Messenger RNA from Lytechinus variegatus (green sea urchin), 3221 nucleotides. RefSeq names its product required for meiotic nuclear division protein 1 homolog (gene rmnd1). The record is from RefSeq and is a predicted model, not a curated record. NCBI's taxonomy places the organism in Eukaryota, Metazoa, Echinodermata, Echinoidea, Temnopleuroida, Toxopneustidae. The transcript is spliced from 9 exons. Gene Ontology annotation, biological process: positive regulation of mitochondrial translation. Bases 781 to 2160 code for a protein of 459 amino acids.
AGUCAUUGUGUGAGUGAUUUUUUUUUCUUUUAUAUGAUUCUAAAUUAUCAUCGAAUUAGAUCUGCCCAUAGAGUUGGAUAAAGCCAACUUACAGAGCCUCCUUUCAUAAAUGAAAUGUAUUCUAUGGAACGCUCACUACCUCAUCAAUCCUUGCAUCAUGUACCGCCUUGAUUACCGCAUUGACAGCCCUGUAUACUGUAUGAUCAGUGCAAGACCUGGAAGGGGCCGGGAGGCGAAGAGACACAUGUGGACAGGAUCUGAUUAGCUGGUGUGGCAGUGUGUACUGUCUGUUAUUUGCCUCCUUUGGGAACCAAUUAAAUUAAGUAGGCCUGAAUUUGCUGAAAGGUUCUUGACUAGAAAUAGAAUAGAUCUACAGAUGAUCAUCACUUCAUCAGAGAAACAGACAAACAAAGCAGAAGCAAGGGACCAAGUCAAGUUUGGGGACCAUGGCAUGACAUGAAAAUAGGAAUUUGGUUUUUGAAUUGUUAUUUCAAAAAUUCAAGUUAAGUGAAGUCUGAAGUCAGUGAAGACAGCAUUUUAUAUACCAAAAAUUGUAGACCUGCAUCGUAAAUGAUCUAUUGAUUGAAUUGUUAGGCCCUGGCUUAGAGUCCAUCCACCCUAGAAUCCUGAACUUGGAACUGGAACUAAGUGUCUUCUUUUUAUUUGUAAAAUAGUUUUUAGAGUUUUCUUUUAUUUUUAGCCAGAGAGAGCUACACCACCCCCACAGACUGAUUUUUUUUAAAGAUUCUUCUAAUUUUCUAAAGACAAAAGGUGGUCAGCAUGUCAUCAAUGAAUUUAUGGCGUAGACUAUUUGGGAAAACACUACCUAUGAAAGCAGUGAACGUUUUUGGUAGACUAGAGAAAGACCUUGCAGCUGGAAAUAAAUUUCAGAAUAUUCAGUCAAAUGCACUCCAAUUCAUCAGAUAUCAUCAUGGAAUAGUCUUUCCACUGAGGAGACCAUGGCAUUCAAAAGGACAGUCGAAAAAUACGAGCAGAACUGUGCACUAUCUCUAUUAUCAAAAUCCAUUACACGUGGCCGGGAGAUCUACAUCAAUAUUGGCUGAUAGGUGCUCAAAAGGUCUACGGUUUAAAUCUUCUGAUGCCUGGUUGGAGAAACCUGUCGUAUUCAGGACAACCUCUCCAACCUCCUCCUCCACCAUCAAAGAGAGAGGGGAGAGGAAUAGUAGGAAGGUGUCCAAGGUGCCACGCCCAAGAACCAAAAAACCAUCAAGGUUCGACAAAGCAGCAGAGAGGAAUGCUUAUCUAUGUACAGCAUUUACUACAGCAGAAGAAUACAAUUUGGAACAUCUGAGUUACGACCUGCAGAUACAGAACAACAAGUUUGUUCUUGCUGAAAUGCCACAAGAUGCCCAUGACAUCCUUCAUGUGCAGUUAUCAGAUGACUACUACAAGGGGCAGGAGGUUGAUGAGCCGGGUGAAAUGUUCUUCUUCAGGGAAGGGUCAGUUGUCUUCUGGAAUGUUCCAGAUCCAGAGAUCAAACUAGUAAUGAGGAUUGUGGGUCGUCAUCAACACCAACCCUACGAGGUAGCACUGGUAAACUGGGAGAAUGAACAAAUGAACUUUGGUUAUCAUGAUUCAGCCACCAGUCUUGUGAAGGGAGAUAUACAGUUAGAUAGCUCAAGGUCAACAACUGAGACAGCACUGGAGAAGUUUGCCUUCUCCAAUGCCAUGGCAUUAUCAGUAAAGCUGGCUAUUUGGGAAUACUCUCUGGAUCAGUUUGUGGCUUCCAUUGAAAACAUUCCUGAUAACAUGAAGCUUGGCAAGGGGGUUAAGCUGUCUCGUGAAGAAGUAAUGAAGAAGACUGGUGAGCUAUUUGGUCUUCGUCAUCGUAUCAACCUCUCCUCUGAUCUCCUGAUCUCACCAGACUUCUACUGGGAUAGGGAAGAACUUGAACUUAUCUACAACAAGAUGUGCCAGUUUCUCAGUAUAUCAAGGAGAACAAAUGUAAUGAAUGAAAAGUUGAACCAUUGCACAGAGUUGGUAGAUUUAAUGAGAUCCCAUCUAGAAGAUAGACACUCACAUCGAUUGGAAUGGAUGAUCAUAGUUCUCAUCAUGGUUGAGGUUGCUUUUGAAGUCAUUCACUACAUCAGGCAGUAUAAGGCAGAUCAUGCAGAAAGUGAAGCAAGCCCAUCACAAUGACACACACACACAUUGAAAGUAAAUUAGCCUUUAUAUCAAUCUAUAAACAGUAUAAAUGGCCAUUUGGCUCUCCUGGGACCUGUUGUACAAAGAGUUGCGAUUGCCUUGUACACAUAUUAUCUAAAACCACUCAGUCUACCUGACAAAAUGUGAUGUUAAAGUGAAACGUCGGUUCCGGUCAUGAGAUUGAAUUAUGGAAGAAGCAGGCCCAAAGUGAUUGGGAGUAUUGAUAAUAAUGCUCUGAAGAGUAUAUAUGCUAAAGAUUGAGGAAUCACCAAAUUUAUAUAAGACAUUGACUUGGGUUAACUGAGAGCUGCAUACAAAAAUCCAUGAAUUAGACUGCACACAGUAUUUGGGCUAGAAAAUCUCAGUGGCUUUUAGUCAUGGCUAAAUUGUAAGGGCAUCUGGGAAGCAAUAUUUUGCAAUGAACUUGUUUCUCAAUGAAUUCUAAAUAACAUGAAAAGAUUUUGGAAACUCAAUUUACAAAAUUUGUGCCUUUUAAAGUUUCAAUUAUUGUUUAUUUCAUUCUGUUUUUCAUUAAACAUUUUUUUUACUAUAUAGGUUUAAAUUUGGUGCUUAAUAUGCUACUUUAUAUAUUUCUAUCAAUACUUUUUACCUUGCCAUAAUUUUGGUUUUAUAUUUUGUAGAGAUGUAUUCAGUCAUUCCUUGUGCUACUUUAAAGCAUGUUUGACAGUUACUUAGUGAUAUUUUAGAAAAACUGAACAACGGUCUCUUAUUCAAUUUAGUUCAGUUUUUAUUAUACUUUGCAUAUACUACAUUUCCUUCUAUUAUGUAUAAUUGUUACAUAUUUACUAGCAAAAUUCCUGUGGUAUUCAGCCCGAUAGUGUUCUUGCACGAAAUAGAAAAAAGUAAUGUAUUGCAUCAAAAAUUUUGUUUGAGUACCUGGAUGGAUAUAAAUAAUUCUGUUAAUUUAUUAGGAAUGUUAGGUUCAUAAUUGCAAAUGCUUAAAUUUGGCUGCAUGUCAAGAAUCCAUGUAGUUUUUAUUGUCUCACCUGCAUAGCAGAGUGAGACUAUAGGCGCCGCUUUUCCGGCGGCGGCGG